Messenger RNA from Sus scrofa (pig), 945 nucleotides. RefSeq names its product olfactory receptor 2B8-like. NCBI's taxonomy places the organism in Eukaryota, Metazoa, Chordata, Mammalia, Artiodactyla, Suidae. Gene Ontology annotation, molecular function: G protein-coupled receptor activity; olfactory receptor activity. Gene Ontology annotation, cellular component: membrane. The record is from RefSeq and is a predicted model, not a curated record. Gene Ontology annotation, biological process: G protein-coupled receptor signaling pathway.
AUGGAAAGAGCUAAUGACAGCACCUUCUCUGGAUUCAUUCUCCUGGGCUUCUCCAAUCGGCCUCAGCUGGAAACCGCUCUGUCUGUGCUCAUCCUGAUCAUCUACUUUUUGAGCUUCUUAGGCAAUGGCACCAUUAUACUUCUGUCACUUGUGGAUUCUCACCUCCACACCCCUAUGUAUUUCUUCCUCUCCAAUCUCUCUUUUAUGGACCUGUGUUUGACUACUUGCACUGUCCCCCAGACAGUGGCCAACUUUAAGGGAAAGGACAAGAGCAUCACCUAUGGUGGUUGUGUGACCCAGCUCUUCAUUGCCUUGGGACUUGGGGGUGUAGAAUGUGUCCUCCUGUCUGUCAUGGCCUAUGACCGCUAUGCAGCUGUGUGCCGCCCACUCCACUACAUGCUGAUCAUGCAUCCUCAGCUUUGCUCGCAGCUGGUGGCAACUGCUUGGCUCACGGGGUUUGGCAGUUCUAUAGUACAGACAGCACUGACCAUGACUCUUCCUCUCUGUGGCAAAAACCAAGUGGACCAUUUCUUCUGUGAAGUUCCAGCGAUGCUGAAACUGGCCUGCACCAACACCUCCAUCAAUGAGGCUGAGCUCUUUGCUGUCAGUGUCCUCUUCUUGGUGGUGCCCCUGUCACUUAUCUUAGUGUCCUAUGGCCACAUUACCCAUGCAGUCCUGAAGAUAAAGUCAGCCCAGGGGAGGCACAAGGCUUUUGGAACUUGUGGUUCUCACUCAAUGGUAGUGACUGUUUUCUUCGGGACACUCAUCUCCAUGUACCUCCAGCUUCCCUCCAGUUACUCUCAGGAUGUGAACAAAAGCAUGGCGCUCUUCUAUACUCUGGUGACUCCCCUGCUGAAUCCCCUGAUUUACACUUUGAGAAACAACGAAGUCAAAGGGGCACUAAGAAGACUAGUGAGGAGAACACCAGACUUGAGACAGAGUUAG